CACGUGGGGUCGCCGGCUGCGCCUGCGGAGAAGCGGUGGCCGCCGAGCGGGAUCCGUGCGGGGAGCCGGAAAUGGUUGUGGACUACGUCUGUGCGGCUGCGUGGGGCUCGGCCGCGCGGACUGAAGGAGACUGAAGGCCCUCGGAUGCCCAGAACCUGUAGGCCGCACCGUGGAUUUAUUCUUAACCGAGGGGGUGCUGGGGGGACCCUGAUGUGGCACCAAAUGAAAUGAACAAAGCUCCACAGCCCACAGGCCCCCCACCUGCCCCAUCCCCUGGACUCCCACAGCCAGCGUUUCCCCCGGGGCAGACAGCACCGGUGGUGUUCAGUACGCCUCAAGCGACACAAAUGAACACGCCUUCUCAGCCCCGCCAGCACUUCUACCCUAGCCGGGCCCAGCCCCCGAGCAGUGCAGCCUCCCGAGUGCAGAGUGCAGCCCCCGCCCGCCCUGGCCCAGCUGCCCAUGUCUACCCUGCUGGAUCCCAAGUAAUGAUGAUCCCUUCCCAGAUCUCCUACCCAGCCUCCCAGGGGGCCUACUACAUCCCUGGACAGGGGCGUUCCACAUAUGUUGUCCCGACACAGCAGUAUCCUGUGCAGCCGGGAGCCCCAAGCUUCUAUCCGGGUGCAAGCCCUACAGAGUUUGGGACCUACGCUGGCGCCUACUACCCAGCCCAGGGUGUGCAGCAAUUUCCCACUGGUGUGGCUCCCCCGCCGGUUUUGAUGAACCAGCCACCCCAGAUUGCUCCCAAGAGGGAGCGGAAGACGAUCCGAAUUCGAGACCCAAAUCAAGGAGGGAAGGAUAUCACGGAGGAGAUCAUGUCUGGGGCCCGCACUGCCUCCACACCCACCCCUCCCCAGACGGGAGGUGGUCUGGAGCCUCAGGCUAAUGGGGAGACACCCCAGGUUGCUGUUGUUGUCCGGCCAGAUGACCGGUCGCAGGGAGCAAUCAUUGGGGAGCGGCCAGGGCUGCCUGGCCCAGAGCACAGCCCUUCAGAAUCCCAGCCUUCGUCACCUUCUCCGACCCCAUCACCACCGCCAGUCUUGGAACCCGGGUCUGAGCCUAAUCUCACAGUCCUCCCUAUUCCUGGGGACACUAUGACAACGGGGAUGAUACAGACGUCUGUAGAAGAAUCAACCCCCGUGCCCCCUGAAACUGGGGAGCCAUAUUGCCUCUCUCCAGAACCCACUCCCCUCGCUGAACCCAUACUGGAAGUAGAAGUGACACUUAGCAAACCAGUUCCAGAAUCUGAGUUCUCUUCCAGUCCUCUCCAGGUUCCCACCCCCCUGGCAUCUCACAAGGUGGAAAUUCUUCCUGAGCCUAAUGGCACGGUCCUAUCUGAGAAUUUGGAACCAGAGUUGGAGUCGAGCCCAGAGCUUGCCCCUCUCCCUCCCCCGGCUUGUCCCUCUGAAUCCCCCAUGCCCAUUGCUCCAACUGCCCAACCUGAGGAACUGCUCAACGGAGCCCCCUCGCCACCAGCUGUGGACUUAAGCCCAGUCAGUGAACCAGAGGAGCAGGCCAAGGAGGCUACAGCAUCGGUGGCUCCCCCCACCGUCCUUUCUGCCACUCCAGCUGUGGUUUCUCCAGCUGCUUCCCCUGCUCAGGAGGAGGACAUGGAGGAAGAGGAAGAAGAGGAAGAGGAAGGAGAAGCUGAGGGUGAGAAGGGAGGAGAGGAACCGCUCCCCCUAGAGAGCACCCCUGUCCCAGCCCACCUGUCCCAGAAUUUGGAGGUGGCAUCAGCCACCCAAGUGGCAGUAUCUGUGCCAAAGAGGAGACGGAAAAUUAAGGAGCUCAAUAAGAAGGAGACUGUAGGAGACCUUCUAGAUGCCUUCAAGGAGGUGAACCCAGGAGUACCAGAGGUAGAAAAUCAGCCUCCUGUAGGCAACAAUCCCAGCCCAGAGCCUGAGGGCAGCAGUGUGCCCCCGCGACCUGAGGAAGCAGACGAGACCUGGGACUCAAAGGAAGACAAGAUUCAAAAUGCUGAGAACAUCCAGCCGGGGGAACAGAAGUAUGAAUAUAAGUCAGAUCAGUGGAAGCCUCUAAACCUUGAGGAGAAAAAGCGUUAUGACCGUGAGUUCCUGCUUGGCUUUCAGUUCAUCUUUGCCAGUAUGCAGAAGCCAGAGGGAUUGCCCCAUAUCAGUGAUGUGGUGUUGGAUAAGGCCAAUAAAACACCAUUGCGGCCACUGGAUCCCGCUAGACUUCAAGGCAUAAAUUGUGGCCCAGACUUCACCCCAUCCUUUGCCAACCUUGGCCGACCAGCCCUUAGCCGCGGGCCCCCGAGGGGUGGGCCAGGUGGGGAGCUGCCCCGAGGGCCGCAGGCUGGUCUGGGACCCCGGCGAUCUCAGCAGGGCUCCCGAAAGGAACCACGCAAGAUCAUUGCCACGGUGUCAAUGACUGAAGAUAUAAAGCUGAACAAAGCAGAGAAGGCCUGGAAACCCAGUAGCAAGCGGACAGCGGCUGAUAAGGACCGAGGGGAGGAGGACACUGAUGGCAGCAAAACCCAGGACCUGUUCCGCAGGGUGCGCUCCAUCCUGAAUAAGCUGACACCCCAGAUGUUCCAGCAGCUGAUGAAGCAGGUGACGCAGCUAGCCAUCGACACCGAGGAACGCCUCAAAGGGGUCAUUGACCUCAUCUUCGAGAAGGCCAUUUCAGAACCCAACUUCUCCGUGGCCUAUGCCAACAUGUGCCGCUGCCUCAUGGCGCUGAAAGUGCCCACUACAGAAAAGCCAGCAGUGACUGUGAACUUCCGAAAACUGUUGUUAAACCGAUGUCAGAAGGAGUUUGAAAAAGACAAAGAUGACGAUGAGGUUUUUGAGAAGAAGCAAAAAGAGAUGGAUGAAGCUGCUACGGCAGAGGAACGGGGACGCCUGAAGGAAGAGCUGGAAGAGGCUCGAGACAUAGCCCGGCGGCGCUCUUUAGGGAAUAUCAAGUUUAUCGGGGAGUUGUUCAAGCUGAAGAUGUUAACAGAGGCAAUCAUGCACGACUGUGUGGUUAAACUACUUAAGAACCAUGAUGAAGAGUCCCUCGAAUGCCUUUGCCGUCUGCUCACCACCAUUGGCAAAGACCUGGACUUUGAAAAGGCCAAGCCCCGGAUGGAUCAAUAUUUCAACCAGAUGGAAAAAAUCAUUAAGGAAAAGAAGACUUCAUCCCGAAUCCGCUUUAUGCUGCAAGACGUGCUGGAUCUGCGACGGAGCAAUUGGGUGCCGCGUCGAGGGGACCAGGGUCCCAAGACGAUUGACCAAAUCCACAAGGAAGCUGAGAUGGAGGAGCAUCGGGAGCACAUAAAAGUGCAGCAGUUAAUGGCCAAGGGCAGCGACAAGCGUCGGGGUGGCCCUCCAGGCCCACCCAUCAGUCGUGGACUUCCACUUGUGGAUGAUGGUGGCUGGAACACAGUGCCCAUCAGCAAGGGCAGCCGCCCUAUUGACACCUCACGACUCACUAAGAUCACGAAGCCUGGCUCCAUUGAUUCUAACAACCAGCUGUUUGCACCUGGAGGGCGAUUGAGCUGGGGCAAGGGUAGCAGUGGAGGCUCAGGAGCCAAGCCCUCCGAUGCAGCAUCAGAAGCUGCUCGUCCAGCUACUAGUACCUUGAAUCGCUUCUCAGCCCUUCAACAAGCAGUACCUACAGAAAGCACAGAUAACAGACGUGUGGUACAGAGGAGUAGCUUGAGCCGGGAACGAGGUGAGAAAGCUGGGGACCGGGGAGACCGCCUAGAGCGGAGUGAACGGGGAGGUGACCGGCUUGAUCGUGCACGGACACCCGCCACCAAGCGGAGCUUCAGCAAGGAAGUGGAGGAACGGAGUAGAGAGCGGCCCUCUCAGCCUGAGGGACUGCGCAAGGCAGCUAGCCUCACGGAGGAUCGGGACCGCGGGCGGGAUGCUGUGAAGCGAGAAGCCGCCCUGCCCGCUGUGAGUCCCCCGAAGGCUGCGCUCUCUGAAGAGGAGCUGGAGAAGAAAUCCAGGGCCAUUAUUGAGGAGUACCUCCAUCUCAAUGACAUGAAGGAGGCGGUUCAGUGCGUGCAGGAGCUGGCCUCGCCCUCGCUGCUCUUCAUCUUUGUGCGGCACGGCAUCGAGUCCACGCUGGAGCGCAGCGCCAUUGCCCGUGAGCACAUGGGACGACUGCUGCACCAGCUGCUCUGUGCCGGGCACCUCUCCACUGCUCAGUACUACCAAGGGCUAUAUGAAAUCCUGGAAUUGGCUGAAGACAUGGAAAUUGACAUCCCUCAUGUGUGGCUCUACCUAGCAGAACUGGUAACGCCCAUUCUGCAUGAAGGUGGGAUGCCCAUGGGGGAGCUGUUCAGGGAGAUUACAAAACCUCUGAGACCCCUGGGCAAAGCUGCUUCCCUGUUGCUGGAGAUCCUGGGACUCCUAUGCAAAAGCAUGGGUCCCAAGAAGGUGGGGACGCUGUGGCGAGAGGCUGGACUCAGCUGGAAGGAAUUUUUACCUGAAGGCCAGGAUGUCGGUGCCUUUGUCACUGCACAGAAGGUGGAGUAUACCUUGGGAGAGGAGUCAGAAGCCCUUGGCCAGAGGUUGCUGUCCUCUGAGGAGCUGAACAAGCAGCUGGAGAAGCUGCUGAAGGAGGGCAGCAGUAACCAGCGGGUGUUUGACUGGAUAGAGGCCAACGUGAAUGAGGAGCAGGUAGCAUCCAACACAUUAGUUCGAGCUCUCAUGACAACAGUCUGCUACUCUGCAAUUAUCUUUGAGACUCCUCUCCGAGUGGAUGUUGCGGUGCUGAAAGCGCGAGCGAAACUGCUACAGAAGUACCUGUGUGAUGAGCAGACGGAGCUGCAGGCGCUCUAUGCCCUCCAGGCCCUUGUAGUGACCUUAGAACAGCCCCCCAUGCAAGACUCGGCCUUGAAGGUUAAUUGAGAACCUGUUUUGUGCCUAGCCAACUGUUAGAUGCCAGGAGAGCAGAGGUGAUAAAUGGUAAUGUUUUCCAAGUAUCCUGUGCUCCCUCUGCCUGGUACAGGGCUGAGCUGCUUUUCUUUGCCUCAGUUAAUCCUCACAACUAUUGUUUAGGGUAGAUGGUGUUCCCCCCUUUUCCAUAUUGGGAGACUGAGGCUUAGGUUAACAUGCCUCAGGUUAAUGCAUUUAGCAAACAAGUAUGUGCCAGGACAUUGGGAUAUUAGCAGUGAUUAAGUCAAGCAUAGUUCCCAUGUUGGCCUGGAGUCAAGAUGAAUGUUGGAAAAUGGGUCCUGCAAGGGUACUCUCUGGGAGAAUUUACCUAGUCAGAGAAUGAGUGGGAAUUGACACAUGGGAGCUAAAUGACAAAUGGGAGGGGGAGACGUGACAAGAAGGGACUGUGUGUUAAGGGAAGCCCUGAGGUAGAAAACAUGACACAAGGUAAAAACUGUUGAAGGAAUACCAGUGUGGGAGAGCACAGCAACCAGUUGUAUGUGAGGCAAGUUGGGUGGAGAGAUGGAUGUGGCCAGGUCAUGCAGGGCUGUGUAAGCCUUGGGAUGAGUUUUGGGCUAUAAUCUAAGGACAGGAAAAGGCCUUUAUGGGAUUUUAAGCAAGGAUUUAAAACAUUCUUUUUUAGUUUUUAGAUCAUCCUGGCCAUUAGUGGGAAGAGUGGUUUGGAGUGGGGUGAAUGUGAAUGUGGCGGGAUCAGCAGAUCAGGGGUGUGUUGGUAGUGACUCAGCCUCACUGGUGGCAAUGGAGAUGGGAGAGGAGUGGGCAGAUUAAAGACACACACUGACCUGGGGGACAGGUGAUGAGAGAUUGGAAGUCAUAUAUGACUCCCAGGAUAGUUUCAGCAGGUGAGGUGAUAGUGAGGGGUGCCAUUCACUGGGCAGUAGGGAACACUGGGUCAAGUUGAGUUUGGUCACGUUGAGUUUGUGGUUCUGGUGGGGGCUAUCAGAGAUGUCAGUCAGGUAGACAGCUGGGUAUCUGAUUUCAUUUGGAGAGGAAGAGGUGAGGGCUGGAGGCCCAUCUCUUGAACUGCUGGCACAGGGCAACACGAAGUCACAAGAGGGUAUAGGAUUGCCCAAGGGAUACAGCCUUGAGGAGGUAGAGGUCCCACAGGUAGAGAUCAAAGGAGGAUAGGACCCUAUGAACAAAGGACAGAGUGAUUUUAGGAGAGGGAAGUGGUCAGUAAUGCUAGAUGCGCCCGGAUUCCAUAGGAGCAGAUCUGAAAAUUAGGGUCUCUGGAGUGUGAAAACAUGGAGGCCACCCUGGCAGAAACAGUAUUUGGUACAGCAGGGGCAGGAUCUGGAUUGGAAAGGACAGAGUAAUACCUGAAUCAGGAGGAAAAGAAAACAGCAAGUGUAGACAAAAAUCUUUGAAUUCAACUAAUCUCUUGUCAAAAGACAGAUCUUUUGGGCUGUAAAGAGAUAGCAGUUGUAAAGGAGGCCUUUUGUGUUUAGAUGGGAGAAACUUGGGCUUGAAAAUACAGGGCAGAGUGGAUUAUUGUAUAGGGUCCCUGGGAUGGGUGUGCAUGGGAUUUGGAGAACAAGCUUGAGAUAAAUGAUCUGUUGCUGCCAUUGCUGUGGGAUGGGGGUGGGAGGCUGUCCGUAGGCAGUAGUUGUGGAUCUGAGGGUGUGUGUGUGCAGGUUUCUAAGUUUUGGCCAAGUGACUCACUCUUGCACAUCAGUCUCUUAGAUCAUGAGAUAAGCAUCCUGUCAGAGACCUAGUCACUCUGGAAUGGCCAGACACACAAAUGUCAGCAUGGUGGGUCAGGGCCUUAUCUCAGCAGUGGAGCUUAGGGGAGGGAUCCCUGGGAGGGGGUU
Messenger RNA from Kogia breviceps (pygmy sperm whale), 6724 nucleotides. Lineage: Eukaryota; Metazoa; Chordata; Mammalia; Artiodactyla; Physeteridae. The record is from RefSeq and is a predicted model, not a curated record.